Thamnophis elegans (Western terrestrial garter snake) is the source of this 5092-nucleotide messenger RNA. It is a transcript of the gene SLC9A6, whose product is annotated as solute carrier family 9 member A6. Gene Ontology annotation, cellular component: membrane; recycling endosome. Gene Ontology annotation, molecular function: sodium:proton antiporter activity. The transcript is spliced from 16 exons. Gene Ontology annotation, biological process: sodium ion transport; proton transmembrane transport; regulation of pH. Bases 123 to 2144 code for a protein of 673 amino acids. NCBI's taxonomy places the organism in Eukaryota, Metazoa, Chordata, Lepidosauria, Squamata, Natricidae. The record is from RefSeq and is a predicted model, not a curated record.
GAGCGGCGGGCCGAAGCGGUGUGGGCGGGGCAGUCGCUCGGCCGGGGAUGAUGGGCGUCGUGGUUCCGCUGAGCCGCUGAGCCGGCCGGGUCGGGGGACGAGGGACGAGCGCGAUCGGAGCCAUGGCGGCGCUGUUGCUGCUGGUACUGGGCCUGGAUCCCGGGCCCGGGGCGGGAGUGGGUCGUCCGGGCGGCCUGGAGGAAGAGCUGGUGGCCGAGAAGGCGGCGGAGGCCAGUCACCGCCAGGACAGCGCCAACCUGCUGGUCUUCAUCCUCCUGCUGACCCUCACCAUCCUCACCAUCUGGCUCUUCAAGCACCGCCGCGCCCGCUUCCUGCACGAGACCGGGCUGGCUAUGAUCUAUGGAGUUCUGGUGGGAGUCAUCCUUCGUUACGGCAUCCACAUUCCCAGCGAUAUCAACAAUGUGACGCUAAGCUGUCCGAUGCAAACCAGCCCGGCUACAUUGCUGGUCAACCUGAGUGGGAAGUUUUAUGAGUACACCCUGAAGGGGGAAAUCAGUUCCCACGAACUCAAUAAUGUUCAAGAUAAUGAGAUGCUGCGGAAGGUAACUUUUGAUCCUGAAGUCUUCUUCAAUAUCUUGCUCCCUCCGAUUAUAUUUUAUGCUGGAUAUAGCUUAAAACGGCGCCACUUCUUCCGAAACCUUGGAUCCAUUUUAGCAUAUGCAUUUCUUGGAACAGCAAUUUCCUGUUUUAUGAUAGGGUCCAUCAUGUACGGCUGUGUGGCGCUGAUGAAAGUGAUGGGGCAGCUUGGAGGAGACUUCUAUUUUACCGACUGCCUGUUCUUCGGUGCCAUCGCCUCCGCUACAGACCCUGUUACGGUCCUCGCCAUAUUCCAUGAACUUCAAGUGGACGUUGAGCUCUACGCCCUUCUCUUUGGAGAGAGUGUCCUCAACGAUGCGGUGGCCAUUGUGCUGUGUUCUUCAAUCAUUGCCUACCAGCCCGCAGGAGACAACAGCCACACUUUCGAUGUGACAGCCAUGUUCAAAUCCAUCGGGAUUUUCCUCGGGAUCUUCAGCGGAUCGUUUGCCAUGGGGGCUGCCACAGGUGUCGUCACCGCACUGGUCACCAAGUUCACCAAACUCCAUGAGUUCCAACUGCUGGAAACUGGCUUGUUUUUCCUGAUGUCCUGGAGUACGUUCCUGUUGGCCGAGGCCUGUGGUUUUACAGGUGUGGUGGCAGUUUUGUUCUGUGGCAUCACUCAAGCUCACUAUACUUACAACAACCUGUCCACAGAGUCGCAGCACAGGACAAAACAGUUGUUCGAGCUUCUCAACUUCUUGGCGGAGAAUUUCAUCUUUUCCUACAUGGGGCUCACGCUGUUCACCUUCCAGAACCACAUCUUCAAUCCAACCUUUGUGGUUGGGGCUUUCCUGGCGGUAUUCCUGGGAAGAGCGGCAAACAUCUAUCCCCUCUCUUUCCUACUUAACCUGGGGAGGCGAAACAAGAUUGGGACAAACCUUCAACACAUGAUGAUGUUCGCUGGCCUGCGGGGAGCCAUGGCCUUUGCCUUGGCCAUCCGGGACACGGCCACCUACGCGCGGCAGGUGAUGUUCAGCACCACCCUCCUGAUCGUCUUUUUCACCGUCUGGGUCUUCGGGGGCGGCACCACCGCGAUGCUCUCCUGCCUGCACAUUCGGGUUGGUGUCGAUGCUGAUCAAGACAAUGUGGGCGGUCCAGAAAUCGAGGGGCGAAGCACCAGAGCUGAGAGCGCCUGGCUCUUCCGAGUCUGGUACAACUUUGACCAUAACUAUUUAAAACCUCUGUUGACGCACAGCGGUCCCCCACUCACCACCACGCUCCCCAGCUGCUGCGGCCCCCUUGCACGGUGUUUGACGAGUCCGCAGGCUUAUGAGAAUCAAGAGCAGCUGAAGGACGAUGACUCAGAUCUGAUCCUGAACGACGGGGACAUCAGCCUGACGUAUGGGGAUUCCAGCGGGAAUUCCGAUUCGUUGCCGUCGGGCGCCUCCAGGCGGGUGGCUGGAAACGGUUCCGAGGACACGCUGGACCAAGAGCUUGCCUUUGGCGACCACGAACUGGUCAUCCGGGGGACACGCCUCGUUCUCCCCAUGGACGACUCCGAGCCUCCUUCCGGCAUGGUUGACAACGCCCGCCAUGGCCCAGCCUAAGAUCGGUUUCUUGAGACGACGGGGAGCCCGAGAAAGAGAGGCGACGGGAACACACAAAAAUAUCCGCAGAUGAUGGUGAAGAAAACCUGGCUGUCGACGACCCCAAAAACCUACCGCACGGAACCUCUCAGAACGUCUGAGCUGUAUAAAUACGAUUUAUUCAAAUGGUGUCAGGAGAAACAACCGCUAUCUCUGCAAAGGCAGUUCCCGGGGAGCGAGCGGUUGAUUUCGUACGCUUAGAAACAACCGUGGGAAAUCGAUGGGGACUUCCACCAAAUAGCAGUGGGACUGUUUUUAGGUAACGAUCGGGCCACGAGGGAAGGGAGAGACUCGCCAGGCAAACCUGCUUUGCAGCCGCCCUCCCAGUCCUCUAGAAUGAUGUGUCGUUGUUGUUGUUUUUGGGAGUUGGGUUUUGACCGUCCCGUGCCCGUUUUGCUGAUGCCAGGGAAGGAAGGAAGGACGGAGGGGUAGCGGGGGAACUUUAGACGAGGUGGCCCAGCCGCCGUUAGGCAGAAGGACUAAGGAAAACUGAAGGGGGUUGCUUUAAAUCUUUUAUUUUUGGGGGGGGAAAACAUCUGGAUGUUGGAGAGAGUUGCCCAGGGGGCUUCUGUCUUGGCCACCUGGCUGCUGUCCAGAUUGAAGGGAGAAUCAGCCAGAUGUUGGAUGCUGUGGACAUAACAAGCUUCUGACGUGGCAAGUUGUGCAUGUGUGAGUCUUAACAGGAACAACCUCCUUAGUUGUCGCGCGAGAGAGAGAGAGGCCAGGAGGUUAUCCUCUGGACCACAAAGGUGGAUCAUUUUAUCAUUGUUUGGCUUUUAAUUUUCCUCUCACCUUUUAUCCCACCCCCUCAGGUUGAGGAACCGAACGACGGAGUGUCUAAAACGGUUGCCAUUUUUUAAACAUUUUCAUGCGGAGAAUUAGCGCAUGGCUUCCGGAGCAGGUUGGAGGCACCCAGAAAUGGCACCGUUAGUUUUUGAGCUUUCCGUUUUAGUGGCUGGGCCCUGGGGGAUGUGUGUGUGGAAGGGGGGGGGGCAGAAGAAUUUUUUUAAAAAUGGGGGCACAUCUGCAAACGCAAAACAGCUGGAACAGUAGCGUUUGGGACUGUUUAAAAGACACAGGUAGAGAUUUUACAGGUUUUUUUUUUUAAGAUACCUGGAAUAUCCGUCCAUUUGUUUGGUAUUGGUUGCACGAUUGUGUGUGUGUGUGUGUGUGUGUGUGUGUGUCUAUAUAAUGGGGAGGGGAGAUUUCUGUCUCAUCGUUUACAAUUCAGUGAGAAAAAUGCCAAUAAGGCCUAUUUCUUGGUGAUGACGUUAUUAUUAUUUUUUCUUUGCCUACGAAAGAGCUCUGAACAACCAGCUGGUUUUUUUUACGUUCAGUUUAUUCAGAUUUUUCUCCCUCCUAACUUUCUGUUUCACUCGUUUUGAGGAUUUUCACUGCAUCUUUUCCAGGCACACUGGCCAGAUCUGGUAACUGUUACCGACCGAACCUCAUUGCUUUUCUUAAGCCGAAAACACACAAAAAGCCAACUCUUACGUUAGAAUUUCGAAAUCCUUUUUUUUAAUGCCCUGUUUUUAUUCUAGCUACUGACACUCCCUGUUUUUUUAAUCCUGUUUUAAAAAUGGGUUGCGUUUUUUUAGACUAGCAAGCAGCAGUAUUGUCUCCCUUUGGCUACUCAAUCACUCGCCAGAGAAAUUUCUCAUCCUAAAAUUACAGUUAGGCAUGCUUUCCUCUAACCAAGGAGGGGAAAAAACGCUCCAAAAAUUGUGGAAUGUUGUAUGACCAUUUUGUGCCCUGAAAGCAGGCUGGGGUAGCUGUAGACAUCCUGCAUUUCAGCAUAUAAAGUAUAACUUUGCAUGUCUGGAGUUUUUUUUUUUUCUUAUUUUCUUUAAUCAGAACAUUUGGGCUGAGAUUUUUCUCCCUUCCAGAACAGAAAAACGCAGUUGCUUCAUCCUUUUAAACCUUAAAAGAUUGGCUAUGCUGGACUUUUGCCCCCCCAAAAUCCUUCUUCUAGUCCAGCAAGGAAUCGAUUCCAUUUCAGCCACGAAAACAGAUUAACUUUUCGUUUUUUUCCCCCCAAAGUUUCAGGUCUGAAUUUACUUUCUUCAAGUUUCCUUCAGAACAAUUUUAGGGACUUGCCCAGGAAUGGUGGGGGGGGGUCUGUUCCUUUCCUCUUAUUUCCAUUCUGCUUUCGUCGUGUCCCACCCACAUUUUUCAAGAGAUGCCCCAAUUCUGUAGUGAUACCCCUUUCUUGAGAAGUGUAAAGCUUCACUGCACUGGAAAAUAAGAUUAUUAUUUUUUCUUCCUCUUGUCUUUUAGAUCUUUUGUUAUUAUUUUUUUUCCUGCUAUGCAGGAAAACGUCAUUCAAUAUAUGUGAAUGCAUGUUGUGUUUCGAUAUAAUGUCUGUAUCUUAAUGUCUGAUGUUAAAAUAAUAAUAAUAAUAGUACUAUUGCUAAUAAUAAUAAUAAUAAUAACAAUAAUAUGAGAAAUGUUCAUGUGAUAACUCUUCGGUUUCAAAUGUUUCUAAUGAUCUUGUGGAACCUGAUCAGUCACAGAAUUUGCAGACUUCUGUAUCAGAAAACGUCGAAUUUUGUCAAGGAGGCUGACUUGUCUGAAAUGGUGGAUCCCUCUUCUGCUCCGUCCUUCCCCAAUUUGGAAGAUUUGUGCAGACUCCUCUACCAGUUAAGUUUCUUUCUUUCUUUCUUUCUUUUUUGUGAAUCAUGACUAAGACUCCUUGCGUCCUCCAGAUGUUGUGGGACCACAGUUCCCAGCAGCCUCAAAUGCCACGGCCAAGAGGGUGGCAUGCUGGGAAUUGGAGCCCGCCAACAUCCGCAAGGUUGAAGGUUGUGCCCGUCCUGUUAACGUGUACUUCAACAACAUCUGGAAGGCCCCAUUUUGUCCUGCUUGAGGCCUUUGCCCAGGCCAAAAAUUAAAACAAGAAUCCUUUGCAA